AUGUAUGCUUCGCGUACAUCCAGAUCUCGGAAGUCACGUCUUGAACUUGAGAUUGAGAAGCAUCGAGCAGAGGGUAAUUUUAACAAAGCCCUUGAAUUAGUCUGUGCAUUCAAAAGCGAGCGCAGUGGUUUGAACGCCUGUCUUUACAAUCUGGUAUUUUGUGAAAGUCGACUUAUUCUUUCGGAGAAGGAUUGUACCUACGCUAUUGAUUUUAAGGAUGUGGAGGCAGCCGUUGAAGUCGCUCUUAGGAACGCCGAUGAUCAGUAUAGGUACGAAGCAACAAUUCUCAAAGCAAAGAUAUCAUUCAUUCAAGACCAAUACCCAAAAGUUGUCGAACUUCUAACAACCGGUGGCAUUGACCUUAGAAGGGUUCGGAUCGAUUCUUAUGCAUCGCGGUUUGCUUGUCUCCUUUCCGAGGGAUUCGCCAUGCUCGGAAUCGCCAAGGAACGUCUACUUCCUGCUCGAUCGAAUCUCGAAUCAGACGAAGGUAUUAUUACUGAAAUCUACGAGUUGUAUGAAUUGGCUGGAAGCGUAUGUAUCCGUUAUCUUCAGGAGGUGGAAUCGAGCCUCUCCGACAGCCUUCAGCCUAUCGGUCUGCCCAAAUCGGUUGAUACUGCCAUCAGACGGCAAGUUGUUGAAUCGCUUCAGCAAAAUGACUUGACUGAAGCGGUGCAGAAGUUCCGUUCUCUCUUGCGUUAUGUGGAGACACCAUCAACAAAACCACUUCGCCAGUCUCUUGCACGUCAGCUGGCCGAACUUCUUCUGCGCGUCGUGUGCACCGGAAAAUACCACAAAUAUGUGCUCUCUACUGAACGCGAACUAAGUGGUAAACCUCGCCGCUACUCGGCAGAUGCUUAUGUUCCAGAUGACCAGCUGCAGGAAGCCAUUCUGAUGCUUCUCAUUUCAGAAUAUAUCGCCAGUCAAGAUGUGAUUCUGAAUCGAUCUGCCGAUUUGGCCGAGAGGAGAAUUAAGACUGUAAAUGAAACCAUUGUCAUCUACGACCUAUUAGCUAUCGUUCUUGUUCGCAAGGGUUACUUCUCAUUCCUCUCCAAGACAUUGGAACGCGCUCUGAAGUUCUCCUAUCAAGAAUUUCAAAUUUGGUAUCAGUUUGCUCUUUCACUGUACUAUCGGGCCUAUUUAGUUCUGCGAGAAUGCCAACGGAUCGAUCCCAACAAUCCUUCUAUCUACUUACUUGCGAGCUCACUUUGUUUGGGUCGCCUUCAUUUGAUUGAAGAGGGUAUCUUCUUUGCCAAAAAUGGAGUUGAGGUUUCUUCCAAGGCAGAGGACACGUACUUAUGUGCCAGGUCCCAUCUGAUGUUGGGUUGGGGGUACUCAAUUUCAGCUCGAGAGUGUCAAAUGUUGCCGCGUAAAGUCGAACUACAGCAACAAGCCAUUGAGGAAUACACUGCAGCAACUAAAUCGGAUCCUGAGGACUACUUAGCAUGGUACCAUCUUGCUGCAGAACUGGCAAUCAAGCGGAAAAUCGAACAGGCACUGAAGGCUUGCCAGCAGUCCAUUCUCCUGGCGCCAACGCAACCUGAGACGAUUCGUCUCUUGGCUCUCCUUCACACUGCUUCUGCCUCAUUACCUUCCUCCAACUCGGCAUCUACCACAAGCUCUUCGGAUAGUGGACGACAUGCGCAUUUGCAUCAAGCCGUAAGGGCUCUCCAAAGUGGCCUCGCCGACCGUCCACACGAUUUUUCACUUCUUUUUACCCUUGCGAAAGUGGAGGCCGAGUUCCACGGGCCUGAGGCCGGAUUGAAGGUCUACAUGCACCUCAUCGAUACUUGGUGCGACUGCUUCCCGCAAUUCCAAGGUCAACGACUUGAAACCGGAAGCACGGCGUUAGAACGCUUGCGGGACGCACAACUAGUUCCUAAUGAGAACCCAGCACUGGACCCUUGCAUUCCAGAACUCGAUUGUAAUGCGAUGAGUGACGGUACCAUGGACUACGAACACAUUGCUCUCCUCCCUUCCAACCGUCUGGAAGCUAUUUUCACCGAGCUCGCUUCAAGUGGUGGUGGCAGCGGGGCUGCACAAAACGACUCACCUGUACAACCCCAAACCAUAUCCUUCUCUGGAGCAGUUGGUGCGAUCUUCUCCCCUCAGAACUUGCUUGCCAAAAUCCUGGGUUGUAUGGCGGAACUUUACUUAGAGUCUGGGCGAAUUGAAGAUGCACAAGACUGCGUCGCAGAGGCAGUUUCUUUAUCUCAAAUAAACCACGAAUUGCUCUAUCUGCGCGGACGUAUAUUCGAGGCCACAGGCAGACUCGAAGAGGCACGGACGAUGUACGAAAGCGCCAUUGCGAUUAAUCCGUCACAUGUGAAAUCCUUAUAUGGCUUAGCAAACACACUAAAACAAAGCGAGCAAUAUAUCCUAGCUGAACAGGCAUUGCGUGAUGCGCUGGCAGUCGACUCGACAAACUCUCGCGUCUGGCGCCUCCUUGGAGAAGUUCUCUCUAGCGGUGAAACCUCCAAUGACCCCGCAUCCAAAGCUAUCGCAACAACCGCGUUCCUAAGCGCUAUUGAGCUGGAGCAAACGGAACCCUUGGAGUCAUUUUACACUCUUCGUCUUGGAGUCUAUUGCAGUUGA
Hydatigera taeniaeformis is the source of this 2592-nucleotide messenger RNA. The record is from the annotation of a GenBank genome assembly. NCBI's taxonomy places the organism in Eukaryota, Metazoa, Platyhelminthes, Cestoda, Cyclophyllidea, Taeniidae.